GUUUUCAGAGGGUUUUGGAGAGAGAGAGAGAGAGAGAGAGAGAGAGAGAGAGAAUUAUGGGUAGCGUCUGAAUUUCGAAAACACGUUUGUUUUCCGAGAGAGAGAGAGAGAGAGAGAGAGAGAAAUGGGGUAGAUAGAGUUUCGGGUAUGUUUGAGCGUCGUGAUCGAUGGGAAUUCUAAUUCUGAACGUUUUUUAUUUUCUCCGACAAUUCUCCGAUCUUUGAUGAUCAUAAGCAAAUUCGCGGGAAAAGAACGAAGCUUUUUGUAAAUUCGGGCCAAAUAAGUGACCUUGGGUGAUUGGCAGGUGUACAUUUGUUUGGGCUUCUUUUGGACUGUGUAAACACUGUAUAUAGGAAUGCUGGUCUUUUGCUUUUUGUUGAGUUUCUGUUAUGAUCUCUGAGAUAUGGUGUUGCAGAAGAGGUUAUAUUAUGGAUUUGAUGGCUAUCAGGUGCCUCCCAUCCCUCGAGCGACCAGAUCAGAUAGGAGGAGGUGCUCAUUUAGGAAGAAAGUUGAUGACAAUCAAAUGUGUGCGUUUGACUUAUUGGCUACCGUAGCUGGCAAGCUAUUGUUGGAGGAAGAAAGAUCUCCUAGUUCAAGUGAUAGGUUAACUGAAAAAGAACUGAGCCCAACUUUGCAAGUUUCUAUGAAGAAAGAGCAGCAGAAUGAAGAUAAAAUCUUAAGAGUAGAACCUUGUGGGGGACUUGAAUCAAUGAUAACUUCUGACUGUUCGGUGAAUGUUGCUAAAAGCAAGAUUCAAGUUGGAAGCUUCGAGAACAAAGUAGAGUUGGCUUCCUCUGGGUACCAGGAGUUUUUUGAUUGUACAGUAGUGGAUAAAUUUAAGAAACAGAUGAACAUAGAGCUACAAGAUACUGGAAACAUAUCAAAUAUUGCCAAGGCUGAUAUCUGCAGUUUGGAUAAUCUAACACUUAGGGACAGGAAAAACCCUGCUUUAGUUAGUGUAGAAAGUAGCAUGACAAUGCCUUUGGGCACUGAUCACUUUUCUUGUGGUUCUUUCCCUGCAAUUCGGGAGGAUGUAAACUUAGUUAUAAGAGAUGAUGACGAAAACUCUUCUGGGUGCACUCAUCCUAGCAGCACCACAACAAAGUCCUUCAGGGCACCAAGUUGUGUUGGUAACCGAAGACUAAGGAAUGGGUUUGCAUCCAAAUAUUGGAAAGUCACUCCAAAAUUAAAGCGCGAGGAGAAACAUUUUAAUGCUGAUUCUGAAGUAAAGCCUGUCUACCACCAUAGGAAGUUUUGCUACAAAUACCAAAGGUCUCAAAGGGAUUACCCCAUCAAAAAGAGGAAGCUGUAUUAUGACCACAGCUCGGUACCAAAUCCUGAUAGAGGGAUAAGUUGUAAGGGCAUCACCAGCUUCCCGGGGAAGAAGUUUAGCUGCGAUGCUUCUGCUUCAAGUGCAACAAUGUGUGGAGCCUCAGGGAAACCAGUUUGCUUACCAGGUCAAUACAGGACCUUCCAAUCUGAAGAUUCCCAUGUGAAGCUUAGGAUCAAGUCCUUCAAGGUUCCAGAGCUUUUUAUUGAGAUUCCAGAAUCUGCAACUGUUGGUUCACUAAAAAGAACAGUUAUGGAGGCAGUGACUAAAAUACUUGGGGGUGGGCUACGUGUUGGUGUACUUCUUCAGGGGAAGAAGUUAAGAGAUGAUAACAAAACUCUGCUGCAAACUGGAAUAUCUGAUGAUAACAAGCUUGAUGCUCUGAGUUUCUCCCUGGAGCCUAGCGGUUCGCUGGCUCCCCCUCCUCUGCAUCACGAAGAUUCCCUUUUUCCACUCACUUGUGACUCACCUCAGCCUCUAACAAGGUAUUCACCUACGCCUAUUGCAGUUCUGGAUCCUCCAUCGCUGAAUUUGGGAAGCUUUGUUGAAAGUGACCAUGAUUCGGCACCGUCUCCUCCUGACAUGUCAACUGAUAAAAACCUAACAGAUUCUAGAGCAUUGGUGGUUGUUCCAGCAAUGAAUGUUGGGGCAAGUGCUGUGGUUCCUGCGAGGAAAUCUAAUCGAUCUGAGGCUGCGCAGCGCCGAAUUCGUCGACCUUUCUCUGUUUCUGAAGUGGAAGCAUUGGUUCAAGCUGUUGAGAAGCUUGGAACGGGAAGAUUGCGCGAUGUUAAGUUGCGAGCUUUCGAUAAUGCAAAGCAUCGAACUUAUGUUGAUCUGAAGGAUAAGUGGAAAACAUUGGUGCACACGGCGAGAAUAUCGCCCCAGCAAAGGAGAGGUGAGCCGGUGCCCCAAGAGCUCCUGGACCGGGUCCUCAAUGCCCAUGCUCAUUGGGCCAAACAACAAGCCAAGCCGGAGACUUGCCGCCUCCUUCUUUGAAAACACUUCAACAUUAAUGAGAGCUCGCAGAAACUUGCUGAAGAAGCGAUUCUGUUUCAUUUAAUUCUUGUAAGUACUAUGAUUAUGUGAAAAGUAACGAUGAAGGGGGAAACAAGGUGUACGUAAUAGUUAUUUUUAUAGCUCUCGUGGCGAUUCUUUCCUGUUGGGGAAAGAGAUUGGCACUUGUAAAUGUUGGACUGAAUAAGAGAGCUUGCUAACUGAAUUUUUUUUAUGCCAAAAUGGUUGGCCUUGCCGUGUUCAUUAAAUUUGUUCUUUGGGGACUACUGUAUUUUUUGUACUUAUUAUUUUGGGUGGUUGGAAAUAGAAAGAAAUCGGUAUGGGGGCAGAAUUUUCAUCUGUUGUAUAUGCAGAUCUUUUAUGUUUUGUGAAGAAAUUGUAAUCUUCUUUGGAAGGCCUACAUAGUAUUGAGCCAUUUUUGUAUAUAUCAUGAAUUCAAUAAAAUCAAUUGGACUUU
Rhododendron vialii is the source of this 2801-nucleotide messenger RNA. RefSeq names its product telomere repeat-binding protein 5-like. Lineage: Eukaryota; Viridiplantae; Streptophyta; Magnoliopsida; Ericales; Ericaceae. The record is from RefSeq and is a predicted model, not a curated record. Gene Ontology annotation, molecular function: protein binding. The transcript has 10 exons. Bases 404 to 2326 code for a protein of 640 amino acids.